GCGCAGCGGGAUGGCGGGCGGCCGGCGGCGCGGGGGCAGCGGGAGGCGCGGGGCCCCACGGCAGCACCCGGGGACCCUCGCACCGGCCCCUGCACCCGCACCCCCGUCUGCCACAGCCACCACCGUGACCCAGAGAAACGCAGGCGCUGCCCCCAAACCCGACCGCACCAAGAAUCCUGCGAAGGAGCCGGAGGCGAGGGCACCCGACGUGGACUCGCUGGGCUUCCAAGCCAUGGACCGCAAUGUGCCAGGGCUGUCCCACGUCAUCCUCCAGAAGCUCAACAUGAAGAGCUAUGAGGACUACAAGUCUGCCAUGGAUGGGAGGAAAAGCGGCAGUGAUUUUGGCAUCCGGACUUACUUUGAGAUGUUCCAGAAGAUGGAGGACACCUUCAAGUUCUGUGCUGAGUGCAGGAAGCUCCCCAGUGCUCUCCCGGACCCCAAAAGUCUCCGGCGAUGCAAGAGGUGCCAGAACGUGUACUACUGUGGCGUGGCGUGCCAGCGUGCCAACUGGCCGCUGCACAAGAAGUUCUGCAAGAAGCUGAAGCUGGUAGCCCUGGAUCGGCUGGUGGAGUGGCUUGUCUUCACAGGAGACAUCCCCUUUCCCACAGAGACCUGGACAAAGUCCCCCUGGGAUGUGGAGGGCUGGGAGGACUGGUUCUCCAUGCAGGAGCAGCUGGAAGAGAAGCUGGGCGCCAUCCUGGCAGGGCGGUACAUGACCCUGCUGUGGGCCAAUGCUGGGAAGCCUCGGCCAGAGGACAGGGAGCUGCAUGAAUCCAUCCGACGCCUGGUCACCGACUUCCACUCGCGGCCGCUCACCAUCGGUCUGGGGCUGCGGCUCUUCAGCCUCGAGCCCCUUGCCAAGGCCCUCACUGUGCAUGUGGUAGGAGCAUCCCACGUGGAGACCCUCAACGCCCGGCUGACAGACUACGACGAGCUGACACGCAUGUUCCCGGGGCAUCGCGGCAUGGAGGUGGUGAUGGUGGGGGUGGAUGUGGUCAAUGGACCAAUCAUGAGGCCACCCCUGGCCACUCCGGCGCCCCGGGGAAGCGUCUAUCUCAGCAGCUACAAGGGGCUCUACCAUGACUUUUGGGAAAGCCAUGUGGAGACCAAGCUGGCCGCUCGCCCUGACCUGGUGGUGGGCUUUCACCCAGGUUUCCAUGCUUGCCCAGACCUGCUGGCAGGCUGGCUGCCUACCCUGCUGCUGCUGCGGGACUACCGCUUGCCCGUCCUCUUCACCGUGUACAGUGAGCAGGAGCUGAAGUCCUCCCUGCAGCUCCUGGUGGAGCUCGAGAUGCACAUUAUGGGCUAUGCCACCAACCCCUUUGCCUCGCUGCGGCCCGAGCAGGUCUACUCCAGCCCCAACAAGGCGCCAGUCUACUGCAGCUCCUACUAUAUCGCCCUGCUGGGGCCGGUGGCAUUGGCUGUGCCGGGUGCUGAAGACCUGGAGAAUGGUGAUGGUGGGUGGGGAGAGGAGUCCAGUGCUGCUGUUGGGGCUGGGGGCAUCACUCCAGGGCUGGCCUGACCCAGUGCAGCCAGCACCAUCCUGCCCACUGGAUCCCCAGCCCCUUGCUGCCCCAUCACAGCACCCUAUCAUCUCCCCAUCCCGGAACUGGCGAUCCAGUCAUUCCUCACUGCACACAUCCAAUCCUGGGACACACAGCACCUUGUCACAGGCAUGGCACCCCUCCAUGGCAUCGAAUAAACCUCCACCAG
Molecule: messenger RNA, 1713 nt
Organism: Pezoporus occidentalis (night parrot)
Lineage: Eukaryota; Metazoa; Chordata; Aves; Psittaciformes; Psittacidae
Gene: MSS51
Product: MSS51 mitochondrial translational activator
Exons: 6
Coding region: 11-1522 (503 amino acids)
Source: RefSeq, a predicted model, not a curated record